Neomonachus schauinslandi (Hawaiian monk seal) is the source of this 2569-nucleotide messenger RNA. RefSeq names its product Myb like, SWIRM and MPN domains 1 (gene MYSM1). Lineage: Eukaryota; Metazoa; Chordata; Mammalia; Carnivora; Phocidae. Gene Ontology annotation, cellular component: BRISC complex; BRCA1-A complex. Gene Ontology annotation, molecular function: metallopeptidase activity; polyubiquitin modification-dependent protein binding. Gene Ontology annotation, biological process: double-strand break repair. The record is from RefSeq and is a predicted model, not a curated record. The transcript has 20 exons. Bases 7 to 2499 code for a protein of 830 amino acids.
CCCAUCAUGGCGGCUGAAGAAGCUGAUGUGGAUAUCGAAGGGGACGUGGUGCCAGCCGCCGCACAGCCAGGAAGUGAUGAAAAUACAGCAUCUGCUUUACAAGAUCACUAUCUUGAUUCAUCGUGGAGAACUGAGAAUGGUCUUAUUCCUUGGACUCUGGAUAGCACCAUCAGUGAAGAGAACAGAGCUGUCAUUGAGAAGAUGUUGUUGGAAGAAGAGUAUUACUUAUCUAAAAAAUCACUUCCAGAAAAAUUCUGGCUUGAUCAAAAGGAAGAUGAUAAAAAAUACAUGAAGAGUCUACAGAAAACAGCAAAAAUCAUGGCACACUCUCCUACAAAAACAGCCAGUUACUCAGUAAAGUGGAAGAUAGAAGAAAAAGAGCUGUUUGAACAAGGGCUGGCUAAAUUUGGCCGAAGGUGGACCAAAAUUGCAAAGCUAAUUGGAAGUCGCACUGUUUUACAAGUUAAGAGUUAUGCCAGGCAGUACUUUAAAAAUAAGGUAAAAUUAGAUGGUCCAGAGAAGGAAACACCAAAUGAGAAGAGCAGCAGUGACCCUCAGAUUAAAAAUGAAGAUGAAGGCACAAAGGCAUGGACACCAUCAGGUUUAAGGGGACGUGCUGAUCCCAACUUGAAUGCUAUAAAAAUUGAAAAGUUAUCUGAUGAUGAAGAAGUAGACAUCACAGAUGAGGCAGAUGAGUUGACUUCUCAAGCUCCCCAAAAGAAUCCUAGCAAUGAUGUCUUAUUAAACAUUCCUAAUAGUAAAAGUCAUGAAACCAGUCAAGGGGAAUUUAUUGCUUCCAACCAGGAAGAUUCUGUAUCUGAAUCUUCCAAGGAGUAUUUUCAGAAUAUAAAGCAGGGAGAAAUGGAAGCACUUUCAAGCUCAGGAAGUAAAUUUUGGACUGAAAAACAGAGCGUUAGUGACAAAAAAUCAGCUGAGUUAAAUGAUCAGAAAUGUAAUAAACUGAUGAAAAACUCUGAAAAACAUGAUGGAAAUGGAAUAAUAGAUGCUGCCAGGCCGUUGCCUUCUCCAGAGCCUUGUGAAGUUCAGGAAGACUUGAGUGAUACUGAAGUGCUUUUUCAUUCUUCCUGUCAAAUGGAGGAGAGCCAUGAGGAGGAAGAGCUGAAGCCACCAGAACAAGAAGUAGAAAUAGAUAGAAAUACCGUUCAAGAAGAAGAAAAACAAGCAAUUCCUGAGUUCUUUGAGGGGCGCCAAGCUAAAACACCAGAACGCUAUUUGAAAAUUAGGAAUUACAUUUUGGAUCAGUGGGAGAUAUGCAAACCGAAAUACUUAAAUAAGACCUCAGUACGUCCUGGCCUGAAGAACUGUGGGGAUGUUAAUUGUAUUGGACGGAUUCAUACAUACCUCGAGUUGAUAGGAGCAAUCAAUUUUGGAUGUGAACAGGCUGUGUACAACAGGCCACAACCAGUUGACAAAGGACGAGUCAGAGACCGAAAAGCUACAGGGGAAGCGUACCGGCUUGCACGGCGCCUGCAGUCUGCGCGCACAAGGAGACGUAGGGUCCGAGACCCAUGGGGAAAUUGGUGUGAUGCAAAAGACUUAGAAGGACAAACCUUUGAGCAUCUCUCUGCUGAGGAAUUGGCAAGAAGAAAAGAGGAAAAAUGUAAACCUGUUAAAUCCUCAAAAGUACCAAGACCAACAAAAAGCUCAUUUGAUCCCUUCCAACUGAUACCUUGUAAUUUUUUCAGUGAAGAAAAGCAGGAGCCAUUUCAGGUGAAAGUGGCUUCAGAAGCACUUUUAAUAAUGGAUUUGCAUGCUCAUGUUUCUAUGGCAGAAGUGAUUGGUCUAUUAGGAGGAAGAUACUCAGAAGUUGAUAAGAUAGUUGAAGUCUGUGCAGCAGAGCCAUGUAACAGUCUGAGUACAGGACUGCAGUGUGAGAUGGAUCCUGUCUCACAAACACAGGCCUCAGAGACCUUGGCUGUGAGAGGUUAUAGUGUUAUUGGAUGGUAUCAUUCUCAUCCUGCCUUUGAUCCAAAUCCUUCCUUACGAGAUAUUGACACUCAAGCCAAAUACCAGAGUUACUUCUCCAGAGGCGGUGCAAAGUUCAUUGGAAUGAUUGUUAGUCCUUAUAAUCAGAGCAAUCCUUUACCUUAUUCCCAGAUUACCUGCCUGGUUAUAAGUGAUGAAAUUAGCUCAGAUGGCUCUUACCGUUUACCUUACAAAUUUGAAGUACAACAGAUGCUGGAAGAACCUCAGUGGGGAUUAGUGUUUGAAAAGACAAGAUGGAUAAUAGAAAAAUAUCGGUUAUCCCAUAGCAGUGUCCCUAUGGAUAAAAUCUUUCGCCGGGAUUCUGACCUGACUUGUUUGCAGAAACUUUUGGAGUGUCUGAGGAAAACUCUGAGCAAAGUGACUAACUGCUUCAUUGCUGAAGAAUUCUUAACUCAAAUAGAAAAUUUAUUCCUUUCCAAUUAUAAAAGCAAGCAAGAGAAUGGAGUGGCUGAAGAGAACUGUGCUGUGGGUCCAAAGGAAUUGUUAAUGUAAUUAUUUUAAAGGAAGACCUUUUAAUCUUGACAUAGUAGAUCCUUCUUGAAAUUAUUGUAAUUUAGCUAAU